This is a messenger RNA of Carassius auratus (goldfish), 1650 nucleotides long. RefSeq names its product ras-related protein Rab-37-like. Gene Ontology annotation, molecular function: GTP binding; GTPase activity. The transcript is spliced from 9 exons. NCBI's taxonomy places the organism in Eukaryota, Metazoa, Chordata, Actinopteri, Cypriniformes, Cyprinidae. The coding region runs from base 37 to 744 and encodes 235 amino acids. The record is from RefSeq and is a predicted model, not a curated record.
GUAAUAUUUAUGCAAUGAAGGAGGUGCAGAACCGGUAUGACGUGGGUCUCUGUGUUGUGUCGUCAUCGGCGGAGACGCGCAGCGCGGCCCCGUGAGAGCGCGCGCUCCGUGAUGGAUCAGAUCAGCGCAGCGGGCGUCGCUUAUAAUCAGGAUUUAACACACAAGACCAUCCUGGUGGGAGACAGUGGAGUGGGAAAGACGUCUCUGCUGGUUCAGUUCGAUCAAGGCAAGUUUAUCCCUGGAUCGUUUUCUGCGACGGUGGGGAUCGGAUUCACGAAUAAAGUCCUCGCAGUGGAUGAGCAGAAGGUGAGAUUACAGAUCUGGGAUACGGCGGGACAGGAGAGGUUUCGGAGCGUCACACACGCGUACUACAGAGACGCUCAGGCACUUCUCCUGCUCUAUGACAUCACCAGCAGAUCCUCCUUCGACAACACACGGGCGUGGCUUACUGAGAUCCAUGAAUAUGCUCAGGAUGAUGUGGUCAUCAUGUUGCUUGGCAACAAGUCAGACAUGGCCAGCGCUCGAGCCAUCAGACGAGAGGAGGGAGAGAAACUGGCCAGAGAGUAUGGAGUCAUUUUCCUGGAGACCAGUGCCAAAACCGGACUCAACGUGGACGAGGCCUUUGUGACGGUGGCAAAAGAGCUGGUGAGAUGCUCGGUCCAGCUGCCCAUCGAGCCCAGGUUUGACCUUCAGGACGUGAUGGAGCCGGAGAAAGAGUCUUCCAGCUGCUGCGGCUUCAGCUAGAAACUAGAAGACCAGAAACACUCCUGUCUCCACCAGCAGAUGGAGCUGUGUGCACCUCAUGUUCAGGGAUGACUUGUUUUGUUUUUGUUCAGGGACAAAUAUUCUUGGACAAACCUCAUCUAAGUCCUCAUCUUGCCCACUGAUUUAUAUUCAUCUUUUUAUAGAUCAGUGCCAGUGAUGUUUGAAGCACUGCACUGAAGCUUGACUGAUUUUUUUGAGUAGCAUGCAGACGGUAUUCAAAAAGUAGGUGAUUUAGGGGUAAAACAUGCACUGGUGGAAGAUCUACUAUGAUAUAAUGAAUUAUUUGUGAUUUUAUACGCUGCUUGUAAUUUGUUCCAGAACACAGCUACUUUUAAAUGACUCUGAAGGAAGGUUUUUUGCGGCAGAAAGCUGUUGUUUUGACAUCUACCAGUUGCUGGAGUUGACCAGCCUAACCUUUCCCAGUGGUUAUAUGUUACACAAUAAAUGUCAUAUAUAUUAAAUAGAUUAAUGUCACUAGAGUGCUUAAUUUGCAUUUUGUUGGUGUGUGUAUGCUGCGUUUGAAUCUCAGGAUCUGGGAAUAUUAUGCACCGACAGACGCUUUGAAAAUAUUGCAAAUCUCUAUGAAGAAAAUAUGCAUUUAUCUGCUAAGCUGAUCAGAAUGACUAUUUGCAUUGAAUUUAUAAAUAUAGUUUGGAAAUGCAUAUUGAGAGAGUAUGUAUAUCUAUGCCUGUUUGUGUUUAUAUCAGACUUUAUUAUCACAAAAACUGAUUUGUAUUGCAUCUGUUUUGCUGAAAUCAGAACAGAUGUCUUUGUGUCAGCUGUCCUCAGGACUUCUCCUGUGUUUUGACUGUAAAAUGCUUUAUAAAAGAUCUGUUGUGUAAAUCCUGAAGUAUCUGUUUCUCAUGGACGUGUGUUUUGUUAUUA